Durotheca rogersii is the source of this 902-nucleotide messenger RNA. RefSeq lists its product as uncharacterized. The transcript has a single exon. Bases 130 to 753 code for a protein of 207 amino acids. The record is from RefSeq and is a predicted model, not a curated record. Lineage: Eukaryota; Fungi; Ascomycota; Sordariomycetes; Xylariales; Xylariaceae.
AGAAUAUAGCUUAAUGGUGGCCUGUUAAGCAUACCUACCGAGGUGUCUUUCAGGCCAGGUACCUACCGCAUAAGGACCUAUCAGUCUCAGCAAAGCUCUACAAGCCUCCGGUAUGGACCUUAGGCAACGAUGUACCCGACUGUAGCUUACGUACCUUGCUUAUAUCCAACACGCGCCCGGAUGUACCUACAAGCUACAUGCAUAUCAUAUAUAUACGCAAUCCCUGCGCCCAACUCCCGGUUUGACGACUUUCGUGUUAGUGUGCCAACCACGGCCCGGCAUCGCCUCUCUCCGUCACAGUUCAAUAGGGUUUGCACGGACAUGCGCCCUCGCUCAGAGGAUGAUGGCAUACGCUUAUCUUCCCUUCCUCUUCUUCCUCUCAUUCUACGCCGGCCGUCACGGGCGGUAUGUGCACAUCGUACGGUGCGCUCGGGGCCAGGCUGCCGGGGAGGAGGUGGUGCGCGCUGCAGGUGUUGCGAGGGCGUCGCGGUAACGGGGAUGUAUGGGGGGUCGGAGCUAAAAGAUCGAGACCGUAGAGCCCUAGAAGACGCAGCAAGGAAUAUCCAAGUCAGCGAUGGAGGGAAAAGAGGGGAAGAGAAUGGCAAGCACCCGAGCCAUGCCGGUUCCAUGUUGGCAUUGGUUCGUUUGCCCGCUUGUGUACGGGUCGAACGUAUGUGUGUGCGUGUACGAAAUAUGUGUGUCGAUGAACUGCAGCCCCGGGGCUUAUCGAUGUGCCUUUCUGGCGAUGUAUAGAGGGGGGAGGGAGAGAGGUGUGUCUGACUGACGAGUGCGUCCUUCUGACGCGCCCUGUUGGUGAUAUGUACUGUCGUAGUGCCCGGAAAUGAAACCAACGUUCCCGGUACGAGAUGUUAUAAUAUAGACCUCGAUAUCAUAUCAAAUCA